Messenger RNA from [Torrubiella] hemipterigena, 903 nucleotides. The record is from the annotation of a GenBank genome assembly. NCBI's taxonomy places the organism in Eukaryota, Fungi, Ascomycota, Sordariomycetes, Hypocreales, Clavicipitaceae.
GGCGAAAUCUUGAGCGUUCCCGGACGACAAUCAAUACAUAUCAAAAUGAAGCCCACAAGCGCAUCGGUGCUUCUCAAUGCCUUCCAGGCGCUUCGAAUUGGAGGCAAGGCCUCUAUGCAACAGCUGAAGUCGCCUAUACAGCAGACUGUGCGCACCAUUGGCGCAUCAUUGAAAUCAAGCACCCGAGCUUUCUCAACCACAUCGCCUGCCUUCGGUACAUGGCUAGAGCCGAGCAUAAACAGAAAGAAGAAGAUGGCCAAGGGUAGACCGCGUGUGCCUACCGGAGGUUCAUCCAAGGGAACCACGGUUGUUUGGGGAGACUAUGGCCUGCGAAUGACCGAUCACCACCGCCGCAUCAGCGCCAAGCAUCUGAAGAUGGCUGAAGACACAAUUAAAGUUCGCCUUCGUGGAGAGAAAUACCGAUUGUAUAAGCGCAAGUGCUGCAACAUCGGUGUCUAUGUCAGCGGUAACGAGAUACGUAUGGGUAAGGGUAAAGGUUCUUUCGAUCACUGGGCAAGCAGAUUGGCAGUCAACCAAGUCCUGUUUGAAAUCAAGGGACGCAUCCACGAGCAGAUUGUCCGCGACGCUUUCCGCUUGGCCGGUAACAAGCUCCCUGGCCAAUGGGAAUUCACAAAGAAGGGCGAUGCGCCCAUUGUAGGCAUUACAAAGUUGGAUGGUAUCACGCUUGAGGAAUUGAAGCGUCCCCGAAAACAGGUUGCUCCCGUUGAGUUGAAAGAGCCGGCGCCCGAGACAGCAGCAAGCGAAGCUAGCGGUGCGCCUGCUCCAUCUCAAUCACCCUAAAAUAUGUAUAUAUAAUCUCCUUGUACUAUAGAUUAUACUGGCAUUGUAUGAUAGAUCGCUGUUGGUGACUCACGUGGAGAGCGAUUGAAUAGAAUUGACUUG